This is a messenger RNA of Pararge aegeria (speckled wood butterfly), 2773 nucleotides long. RefSeq names its product zinc finger protein 354A-like. The record is from RefSeq and is a predicted model, not a curated record. Gene Ontology annotation, cellular component: nucleus. Gene Ontology annotation, molecular function: zinc ion binding. The transcript is spliced from 12 exons. NCBI's taxonomy places the organism in Eukaryota, Metazoa, Arthropoda, Insecta, Lepidoptera, Nymphalidae. Bases 142 to 2103 code for a protein of 653 amino acids.
UGUGGUGUCGUGGUGUAUUAAAAUAAUCCCCAUCCAAUUUUGUCUAUUUUACAUGGGAGUAUUACUUUUUGUUGUGAUUGAUAGAUUUUCCAACUUUUCAAGUUUAUCGUUUUCAUGAACUUAAUUUAAUUUAUAUUUAUAAUGGAGCAGGACGUGGACACAACUUACAGGACGCUGUGUUGUACAUGUUUAAGUACCGAUCGAAAUGUAAUCUCUAUUAAUGGAAUAACCAACAUUUAUCAAGUUUUUAGACUUAUUAUGUACGAUUAUACGGGCGAUCGGUAUGGUGACUCUAUAAUAGAAUUGGAUCAGUUGAUCUGCUGGGAGUGCUUGGCCAUCAUGAAGAAAUUCAGCAAGUUUAAACGGCAAGUGCAUAAUGCGCAGGAACAUCUGAGGGUGUUAGCCAUGAGUCAGUCUCAAGAGACAAUGGAUCACACAUACAUAUCGCAAUCGCUAUCCUCACUUGAAUGCACAACAAAAACGAACUAUGACAAAGUCGUAGUGGAUUGCACCAAUGACAUCAAGACUACAGAAUGGCCCCAGCAUUAUAUAACAAUAAGCACAACACAGAAUGUGAAGAACGAGAGCUAUGACGUUGGUCAAGCCCUGAGAGAUCAUAUUAGCUUGGGGAUCGAGGACCAUGUGAUGGGAGUGCCAGAAAUAGUGUUAGAGAAUCCAGUGUCCGGAGUCAUGUCUCACAUAGUGUUGGAUCCUAAUGCUUUAGUGACCUCGGAACCUUACACAGUGCAGCAGGUCAAAGGGGAAAUGCCAGAGUUAACAAUCGACUCAACGGCGGUCGGUGAAACGGUUAUAAUAGCUCAGAAGUCCAAAGCUGAAGCCUUCAGACAAAAGCAUAGUAAAACGGAUAUGAAGUCUGGGUACACCACGGAGUAUAUGACCGAAACAGACAUGCUGGCUGUGAGAGAAGAAGAAAAGAAAAAGGUACACUACGUGAGUCUCGUGUAUAAGUGUGAGCUGUGCAUCAUAGGCUUCUAUACUCAACAGCAAGUCGAGGAUCACUUCCUCGCGAUGCAUCGUGAGAAACCGGGCUACCUACCAUGCAGGAUAUGCUACGUGUACACCGCGGAGGAUAAACUUAGCGAGCACACAGACACUCACUAUAUCAGACACGUGUGUAAAAUGUGUAACAAAGUUGAGUACAGUGUUAAACUGAUCAACCAACACGUGCGGGCGCAUUUGAGCAAACCCAAACCGAGCGCUCUCAUACAAAUCGGGGAUCGACCCGAGAGUGAAAAGAUGCGUAAGAAAAAAAUCGGCAAAAUUAAGGAGGAGACGAAAGCACCACCGAAACCGGGCGAUCUUCGGAAGUUACUCUCAAAAACUACUAUAGUAGGUUACAAAUGUUUAGAAUGUGACAUGUUUUUCAAAACGUCCCGCGCGCGUAAGAACCACGUGGCCCGUGUGCAUCGAGAAGGUUUGCAAUGCGAUCAUUGCAAGAAGAGAUUCGUUAAUAGAACCACUUUAGCUACCCAUCUUAGGCUACACGAAGGCCCCCUACCAAGAGAAGAGUGCCCAAUAUGCCACAAAAUGGUCCGGACUAUACAGAUAAAGUACCACAUACAGCGCCACGAGAAUACGAGUCGCUAUGAGUGUAAAGAGUGCGACAAGGUGUUCUCUCACCUCGCGACCUAUCAAGCACAUCUCAAGUAUUCGCGCCCUCACGCCUCCGAUCAGGUAUUCAAGUUCCCCUGCCCAAUGUGCAAUAAGGGCUACCCUACCAAAGAGGCCAUGCAGGACCAUUUUAACUACCAGCACUUGGGUAAGACGACACACAAGUGCCCCGUAUGUAGCAAGCCAAUCGCGUCGCGUGCCAACGUGGAGAAACACAUGAUGAGGGUGCACGGAGAGAAAAAGGCUAAACCGAGGAACCACGUGUGCCAGCAGUGCGGGAAGGCUUUCACGGAUAAGAAAGCUCUGACACAGCACUGCGUGAUACAUUCUGGCGAGCGGCCAUUGUGCUGUGACAUCUGUCAGCAGACCUUCAAGCAGAAAGCGUCUUUGUACACGCACCGCAAGCGCGUGCACAAAGUGUUCCCCGCCAAACGGAGCGUUGAGUUCAUGGAGACCAAGGCCGACGUGUAGCCGCGGCGCUGAAGUCCCGUGAUCGCGCGACUUUUAAUGAGUCGCUCGAUCGCGCGGCUACCUUAUUAAAGUUGCCUUAUCACAUCUUUGAAUUAAUGGAGACUAAAGCCGACAGUAGUCGCCGCUGGUUGAAGUCGCUUGAUCGCGCGACUGAUUUCAAUAAGUCGCUUGAUCGCGCGGCUGUCUUAUCAAGGUUGCCUUAUCAAAUCUUCGAGUUUAUGGAUACCAGGGCCGAACUGUAGUCGCUUGAUCGCGCGACCGAUUUUAAUAAGUCGCUCGAUAUAUCUUAAAAAAGCUUCCUUAUCUUAUUGUAGACUUCAUGCAGACAAAGGCCGAUUUUUAGAGUCUGCUAAUUGUAGUCGCUUGAUCGCGCGACUAGAUUACAAUGUUGUAGCGAUACUAAUAUAAAAAAAUAUACAAAAAAAACUGUUGAACACGAAGCAAAUUUUUAAAAGUCGCGUUAUCGUAUGAUUUAAUAAUUGCUACAUCACACAUAUACUGUUUUAAGCAAAAUGUCUCAUGAAUCGUACCAAUAAAUAAUUUACGAAUCGCGCGACAUUUCAAAUUGCGCUAUUACGACAGUCUAGAAAGUAUCAAUAAGUCAACAAUUUUACAAGCGAGCUGUUUUUUUGUUUCUUUUUUUUUUAUAUUAAAAAAAAAAAAAAAAAAA